This is a messenger RNA of Caenorhabditis auriculariae, 2943 nucleotides long. Lineage: Eukaryota; Metazoa; Nematoda; Chromadorea; Rhabditida; Rhabditidae. The record is from the annotation of a GenBank genome assembly.
AUGCAAACGAGAAAAGAUGUCUGUUGGAAGGUUCGACUGCUCUUGAUUUUAUGAUUGCGUUUCUUCCGCAGAUGCUGCGCUUGAAUUCAACGUCGGAGUACCUGAGCGCUUGCGCCAAAUUUUCCGCCUUUGCUCCAAAAAUGGAAACGGUCGAAGACUUGGCCCUUGUCACUGGUCAGGGGUCUUCGAAAACUAUAAAUGACCUUCCUUUUUCAGAAUUGCAGAAGGAAAUGUGUGGUGGAAAGCGGUGUGGAGCGGUCUGUAUCGAUAAAAACAAAGGAUCUGACUUUUUCGAGGUUUUUUGGAGCUUUGACAUAGAAAAUAGAGAAAUUUUGAACAAUUAGGAUAAUAUAUACAUAGGCGAAUCGAGAAAGGGUAUCGCGAGACCCUCUGAGGUAUAUCGAAGGGCCUGAAGUCUAUCGAUGGUACCUCGAGUCUGAGGAUUUUGAGCAAAAAGAGUUAGAAUUGAGAUAAACUCUCAAGGACUCGAGAUGGCUCAGAUAUAGCUAAAAAGUGUGCUGGAGGCCUCACGAUGGACACAUUAUGGCACCUUCUCGAUUCUUCUGUGGUAGCGCUGUCGGAAUAUACCAACCGAUCGAAGUAAUUUAGAAUUUUAAAAAAAAUGAAAAGAACCUGAUCUGUUUGUUACCAAGUUUUGAUAAUAAGAAAUGGUUUCUCAUCCACAGUUUCCGCAUCAUGUCUGAAAAACUUCAAAAUAGAGCUUCAUCUGAAAAAACUUUCAUAUCAAACAUUUUCCAGCGAAAACAAGCCUCAGUUUACUACGCGAAUGAGGCCACGUACAGAGAAGAAUCAACGGAAUUUGUGACUCUUUUCAAGGAACCUCCUAUUGCUGAAGACAACAUCUACAUAAAGUUUUCCAUGAUGAAGAGGAGUUAUACGUAAGUUUUUUUGUUGAAAGUUGAAAAAUUAAAUAAAAGCAAAAAAAAGUUCUCCCCCCGGGGUGCGGCCUACCCCCAAACUCUUUAGGACGUUACGGCAUUGUGACCCACACACACAGCACAUCCACUUUCACCUCAAAGGCAUAGGGGCAGGAAAAAAAGGGAUUUGAGGUGAAGAGUACCUUGUAGAGCUUUUUAUUGCUGAUCAAACGGUCUACCUAAUAAAUCACAGAUAGGAGUAACUAUGGAGAAAAAUUCUAUUUUUGUUUUCCCGCCUUUUAAUUUUGAAAUUUUCUUUGGAUGGGUGUACAGAAAACUGAUUACAGUAGCCGUGCACGCAAUGUUGCGGACGUGUCCUUAGACUCCUAAUUUGUGAGAAAUGACCGGAUAUCUGCUACGAAUUAGAGCUUUUUUCUCUGAAAAAACAAUUAGGCGAACAAAAACACACCGAUUUUUAAGGACCCGCAAGGUAUAUAUUUCUCAAUCGAACUCCGUAUGAAAUCAACAUUUUUCACCAGAGAAGCAUUUCGCGAGCGAAAUUUGCAAGUUUCAUAUAAGUAAAAAGCUUUCAUUACGGAAAAAAAAAACUUUGAUGAAAAGUACAACGUUUGACAUGCUUUUUUUGCAGUGUGGUCUUCACCUUUCUCACUAUUCCUGACUCCAACCUCAGCCAGGCGACCACAGCCCUCCUUUUAAAAUUCCAAAGAUCGAAGUCGGAGAACGGAAAAUAUUCCACAGUGAGUUGAGCUGAUUAUAAUUCAAGCCUGUGAUAGACAUACCAUGUUGAAUGCGGUAAGUGGCAAAGCGAUUCUGGCAAAUGUUCAAGCGAUCCCGGAAUGUUCAGCGAAUUUGAAAACCUGAUUACGCUUAAGUAAGACUUCCUUAUCUUUUUUCAAAUCGAUUGGAAGAAGUUCUAGGUUCCAAGAAUCAGGGAUAACACUUCUGAUCAAUUCCGAGUCGGCUUGUUCUUUUAUCCCGUUUUCUCCGCGCGAAUCGGAAAUCAACGGCUUCAAAUUUACAUCGAAAGGCGGUUUGGGGGCCGAAAUCAUAGAAGUUAUCGCUGGCAACGUGUAAACCAUUUUUAUAUCAAACAGUCAAUCAUUGUAUCUCACAAGAAUGAAAACCCCCUCGAAAAUAUCCUACAAAAAUAAAAACAAUCCACGUUCAAAGCCCUAAUAGAAAAGCAGUUACAGUUCAAGUAGUAUAGAAAAAAGACAUCGUUUGAAUUAGCCAGCGAUUUAUAGUGCGGAGAUGACUUCGAACUAAUUUGAAAAAUCCUUCUUUUCAUUCAUUUUUUUCAUGAUUGCGUUUUUCUCGAGUUCCGCGCCAAAAAGCCGCGUCGCAACGCUUCAUCCUUUCCAUUCUACCAGCUCGCCUUUUGAGUCGGGAAAACGCGGCUAUAAAAACAUAGAGGAAAAUGUCACUCCUGAUGAUAAUAGGAAUAAUUUUGCUUGCGAGAAGCCAACGUUUUUCGCUUGAUUUCUCAUUCCGUCUUCAUUUCUCUCAUUUAUCUGUUCAGAGAUCUCCAGCCAACAUAUGUUUCGCCAUACUGUAACUGGGGGAUGGACGAAGUACAGUAAACCUCCGAUUACCGUAUCAUCCCUUUUUUUGCAGGAUUCUCUUUUUGUUCCUUACAUUGAUGGAUCAGUAGAAAAAGAACAGUUUAUUGUGUGUCAAAAAGGUGAAUUUUUAUUCCAUCAUCGUGUUACAAAAAUGUGUAUUUCCAAUAAAAUUUAUGAUGUUUCGAUUUUGUUAGCUUUCAAAAAAACUUUGAACUCUCAAAAACUUGCUUUAUACAUCGGAUAGUCAGUUACAUGUAAUGAUAAAUAUUCGCAGACAAAAUAGAAUCAAAAACGCCAGCAGGACUUGCCGCUUCUACUGAUCAAGCUGAGACACAAGCUGAGAUGGAAGAGCGUGAGAAGUUUCUCUUCGAUUCAAAACUCACCUUUACCUUUCUUCAGGUACCUACAAGUUGAUGAUUCUUGUCGUUGGUAGCAUCACAAUCUUCGUAGCCGUUCUCGCCGCAGCUUUCGUCGUAAAAUGA